UUCACUGCCCUUUUGUGCUCAUUUUUCAAUAGUCUAUCAAUCAACAUUCCUCUCCUCUUCAUUUAGCUUUUUCUUUUUAAGCAUUUACCCAAAUUAACGCGCGUAUCUAUUUCUCAUAUACAUCUACAUGAUCCCUCUUUCUACCUUUCUUUGCCAACUAAAAACUUCUCUAAUCUCAAAGUGCUCUCAAAGAUCUACAACAUCCGACAAUUCAAUCAACGGUCCAACGAAUAGACUGUAUUUUAUAUUUCUAUAUUUCUAUUCACCAUCAACUCUUGAGAAACAAUCGCCUGUUUGCGGAUGCCUAUGCUUAGAGUAAAGAACACAUCCAAUGCAAUCCAUAUGAACUCAUAAGAUCAAUGACCAUGGUUCAACAUUUAAACAGAACAAUCUUAGUAUUAUAUACAAUUGCACACUUAAAACUCUACACAUUUACUUAUCAUCUAAAAAGAAAGAGC
This is a messenger RNA of Lobosporangium transversale, 458 nucleotides long. RefSeq lists its product as hypothetical. The transcript has a single exon. The coding region runs from base 128 to 319 and encodes 63 amino acids. Lineage: Eukaryota; Fungi; Mortierellomycota; Mortierellomycetes; Mortierellales; Mortierellaceae. The record is from RefSeq and is a predicted model, not a curated record.